AUGUUUUUACCAACAAUAAUAAGUGUUUUAGUGCUCUUUGGAGCUGAUAAAGUUUCUGGAACAGCUCAAUGCAGGGACUGCGUUUUGCUUCGCUCUUGUCAGGGAGCGAUAGACUAUACAUCCGCGAAAAAAAAUAACGCGGAAGCCAUGCGUAAAAUAAGAGAGUCGUUCUGUGGAACACAAUUAAUUAACGGCGUCACAGCACCGAAGGUUUGCUGUUCUGAUUUUACAACCGACAACGCCUACGACAACCGUUGGGCCAAUUCUGAUGAUGACUUGAAGGACGCGAUUGCAUCCCACCCAAAUUUAAGCCUUCUUCCCAAGUCUUGUGGAGGUAUUGACGGAAACAGAAUUGUUGGAGGAAAAAUCGCUAAUAUCUACGAGUUUCCAUGGAUGGCACUAAUUUCUCAUAGAACACGUGAAAGUUCAGGAAACGAUAAUCUGCAAUUUAAAUGUGGGGGAUCAAUUAUUAACUCGAGAUAUAUUUUGACCGCUGCGCAUUGUGUCCACAAUAAAAAAAUUGCUGGUGUACGCAUCGGUGAAUUUGACAUUCGAUCUAAAGAGGAUUGCCAAGGAGAGUAUCCUCUUACUAUAUGCGAAUCACACAUUCAGGAUAUUUCUGUUGAAGAAGUGAUACCUCACAAAGAUUAUCAGCGCACACCUAUAGAAAAUGAUAUUGCGCUCCUUAGACUCAGAAAACCCAUCAAUUUGACACUAAAAAACGCAAAACCGGUCUGUCUACCAGUACCGAAAGAACUGCGCGAACUUCAAAUUACUAGCGGAGACAAGAGGGGAACAGUUACCGGCUGGGGUCUUACGGAGACAGGUUCAGAGUCCGCUAUCUUGAGGAAAGUUAACAUCCCUAUACUGUCUGCGGUGACGUGUCGCGAAUUUUACAACAAGAACUUAGCUCCAGGCAGCCCGGACAUGACCUUGAACAAAAUCUGUGCCGGUGAGAUGGAUAAGGACUCCUGCAGCGGUGACUCUGGUGGACCACUGAUGCUGGAAGAUGAAGUCGACGGUAUAUACCGAACGAUCCAAUAUGGUAUCGUCUCCUUCGGGCCGAGGCAAUGUGGAUCUUUAUUCCCGGGAGUAUACACUGAUGUCACUAAAUAUAUAAAGUGGAUUUUAGAUAAUAUGAAGGCU
Molecule: messenger RNA, 1146 nt
Organism: Brenthis ino (lesser marbled fritillary)
Lineage: Eukaryota; Metazoa; Arthropoda; Insecta; Lepidoptera; Nymphalidae
Source: the annotation of a GenBank genome assembly